Messenger RNA from Branchiostoma floridae (Florida lancelet), 1926 nucleotides. Its product is annotated as galactosylceramide sulfotransferase-like. NCBI's taxonomy places the organism in Eukaryota, Metazoa, Chordata, Leptocardii, Amphioxiformes, Branchiostomatidae. Gene Ontology annotation, cellular component: membrane. Gene Ontology annotation, biological process: glycolipid biosynthetic process. The transcript is spliced from 4 exons. The record is from RefSeq and is a predicted model, not a curated record. Gene Ontology annotation, molecular function: galactosylceramide sulfotransferase activity. Bases 1 to 1407 code for a protein of 468 amino acids.
AUGCAGUACUCCGAGGUGGCCAUGAUGUUGGUAAGGCAGCCAGUCGUCUGCGUUUUUGCCAUGAUAACGGCCAUGUUGGUGCUCAGUUUGCUUUGGGCUUUGCCUCACAUAAACGAUGAAAGGCUGUACGAUGUACCACCUUACCUACGUGUCUCAUCGUCAAUAAAGUCAAAUUCAAGUGUCUGUCAGCCUAACACCAACAUUGCUUUCAUCAAAACCCACAAGACAGGAAGCAGUACCGUCAUGCAAAUUUUCCAGCGCUUCGGCUAUCUUCGCAAUUUCUCGUUCUUGUUGCCGAAAGGGUCGAUCAACCAAUUGUAUCCGUUCGGCAUUCGGGACCGUAUGUACCUCCCGGCGCCGAUUGAGGGGAGACCGUUCGACAUCUUGACACAUCACACGGUCUAUGAUAGAGCGGGGAUAACGCAACUACUCUCUGCUAACGUCACUUUUGUUACCAUCGUCAGGGAACCGUUGGAACGGCUGAAGUCUGCCUUUAACUUUUACAAGCUGGCAACGAGGUACAAAAUUCCCGGACCAGACCCCCUGCUAAGGUUCCUGGAAAAUCCAGGAAAAUUUGAACAUCACAUAACAAGAAACGCAGAAACAGAACAGGUUUUGCUACCGCAAACCUGUAAUAACAUCGCCUUAGAAUUGGGUUUUCCCCUGAAGAGUCUAUCAUCCGUAAAGGAAAAGGACAUUCGGGAGUUUGUCGAGAAGAUCUCGCGAGAGUUUGACCUCGUGAUGGUGCUGGAGUAUUUCGAUGAGUCGUUGGUGCUGCUGAGGCGGCUGCUGUGUUGGGACAUGCGAGACAUUCUCAACUUUAAAUACAACAGUUUUCAGUACGGGAAACUGGGAAACACGUCCUUCUCGGAGAAGCUGAUACAAAACUAUCGCCAGCACUCCGCCAUUGACUACGCUCUGUACGAACAUUUCAACCGCACGCUAUGGAGCAAGAUCAACAAGGCUGGGAGCGACUUCCGGGAAGAGCUGGCCCACUUCCGGUGGCUACAGACGACAAUGAAAACUGAGUGUAUUCGAAAGUUUGAUAACUUUUCUGCUGUUUACAUAGGUAAAACUGCCUGGAAUGCUGAAUUUUACAUCGACUCGACGUUCUGUACCUGGAUGAAGAUAUUUCACGUAUGUUAUCUGACGUUACUGCAGGACAGGAAUCUCAGACAUCGUGACAAAAGUCUUAGAAUUCAGCAAUACAGACAACCGUCGGGGUCAUGUGGGUUGUAUUGCAAACCAUACUGCAUCCUGUGCACGGAAAUCAAGAAGCAAUGCACCCACCACGAGUACGUCACUCAUCUAUACCAGGAAGGUCUCCUCGUGCCGGACCAGUCGAGCUCGGCAAAAUUAACGAAUCCGGUGCCGCAUCAUGGAGGGAAACCGGAACCGAUUUCUUGAUCCUGGCGUAGGCCUUGCCAUGAGUGUGUAUGAAGAACUAUGAGGGGUUGUUGUUCUCCCCUAGUCCUUUUUAGAUGUUCGUUACGAGAAGUAAUAAAACACGCAGAUACAUGUCAUGUUCCGCACACACAGGAGGCUCCCUAAAUAUUGAAAUAGUUAUCUUUAUGAAAAAUGGAUUAUAUAGUUUUGGGUGUGUCUGUGUGUCGUGUCUGUGUUUCCAGAUUUUUGUAGUCAGCACAAUUCAAGAGCCUCUGGAUGGAUUAUGAGGAUAUUUCGUUGGUAGGUGUUGGGAAGACAAAGGUCAAAGCCGGUUUUGGCCCUCCUAGGAUAUGCCCUUGGUACUGCAGCAGAACUUCCAUUUCUGGAUCUUCUGACCUGGACAUGCUAUGGUCUUGAUUUCUUGGUGGCAGUUAGCUUUUGGUGUGAGAAAGAAGUAGUGUAUGCUUUGGCCCGCUAGCAGCUUGCUCUGGAACUGCAGGUGCAUUUUUGUCAAAAUAUCCCAAGGAAACGACGGAGUAU